GAGGCUUGACGGCAAUGCAUUGGAAUCUCCUAUCCCUGAAAGCUUGAGUGCUAUGGAAUAUUUACGCAUUUUGGAUGUGAGCAAGAACAAGCUUUCAGAGGACAUCUCGACUUUCAGCUGCGUGCAAUUGGAGCACAUGAAGCUGAGCAACAAUAACAUCACAGGCAGCAUCCGUUCUUCCAUCACCUCCUUCGAUUUCCUCACCUACCUUGAUCUAAGCUACACGUUGCUAACCGGCAACAUUCCUACCGUCAUCACCAAAAUGCAAAACCUCUUGCGCCUUGACCUGCGCAUACCAACACUCACGGGCUCCAUCCCGGCCUCCAUGGGCGCCAUGCUCAAUCUGCAGUACCUUUAUGUCAAUCACAAUGCGACGCCAUGCGGUUACGGGGAGUGCGAGGUGGUGCAGUACUCCGGCACAGCCUUCUGCCGUGCCUGCACUGACUUCUGCGACUCGUGUGAUCGCAAGG
Closterium sp. NIES-65 is the source of this 470-nucleotide messenger RNA. The record is from the annotation of a GenBank genome assembly. Lineage: Eukaryota; Viridiplantae; Streptophyta; Zygnematophyceae; Desmidiales; Closteriaceae.